This is a messenger RNA of Aspergillus calidoustus, 1708 nucleotides long. NCBI's taxonomy places the organism in Eukaryota, Fungi, Ascomycota, Eurotiomycetes, Eurotiales, Aspergillaceae. The record is from the annotation of a GenBank genome assembly.
GGCUGUCCACGAUCGCCGCGGGGUUUCUGGUUCAGCUUGAAGAGAGGCAAAGGUGUUCAACAGUCACGGUAAUAAGCGAGCCGGGUAAAAAGAGCUGAUCCUCGUCUCUCAACUUGCACUUUCCAACAUUACACCAAGCUGCAAUCAUAACACCAUGGCGCCAUCAUUGCCGCGCGGGUUUGAAUGGGGGUUCGCGACAGCCGCAUACCAAAUCGAAGGUGGUUUCGACCAGGAAGGCCGCGGGCCGUCGAUAUGGGACACAUUUACGCACCUUGAGCCCUCGAGGACAAAGGGCGCGAAUGGAGACAUUGCGUGCGACCACUUCCACCGCUAUGAGGAGGACCUGGACCUCCUGAAGAAGUACGGCGCCAAUGCGUAUCGGUUCUCCAUCUCCUGGUCUCGCAUUAUCCCUCUCGGUGGUCGGGAUGAUCCUAUCAAUGAAAAGGGCAUUGCGUUUUACAAUAAGCUCAUCGACGGUCUCCUUGACCGCGGAAUUACACCGUGGGUGACGCUGUACCAUUGGGACCUCCCUCAAGCUCUGCAUGAUCGCUACGGGGGCUGGCUCAAUGUGCACGAGUCGCAGAAGGACUUUGAGCGAUAUGCUCGUAUAUGCUAUGAGCGAUUUGGUGACCGUGUCAAGAACUGGAUCACGUUCAAUGAGCCUUGGAUCAUGGCGAUAUUUGGAUACGCCACGGGAGGCAACGCUCCGGGGAGGAGCUCAACAAGCGACCAGGCGACAGAGGGAGAUUCCACGACCGAACCCUGGAUCGUAGGGCAUGCGCAAAUCCUAAGCCACGCUCGCGCGGUCGUGGCGUACAACAAGGAUUUCCGCCCGCAUCAGAAAGGGAAGAUUGGGAUCUCGCUAAAUGGCGAUUUCUACGAGCCGUGGGACAGCCAGGACCCGCGAGAUGCAGAAGCCGCAGAGCGCCGUAUGCAGUUUCACAUUGGCUGGUUUGCUAACCCGAUAUUCCUGAAGAAGGAUUAUCCAGAAUGCAUGAGGGCUCAACUGGGCCAGAGACUUCCUGCGUUCACCGAGGCAGACUUUAAGCUUCUGAAUGAAGCCGAUACCGACUUUUACGGCAUGAACUAUUAUACGUCCCAGUUCGCUCGGCACCGGGAUGAGCCUCCUUCCGACACAGACUACGUCGGAAACGUCGACGAGCUGCAUUCAAACAAGCAAGGGCAAUCCGUGGGCGAAGAGAGCGGCAUCCACUGGCUUCGGUCAUGCCCGGGGAUGUUCCGCAAACACCUCACGAGAAUCUACCGUCUAUACGGGAAGCCCAUUUACAUUACAGAGAAUGGAUGCCCGUGUCCUGGUGAGGAGAAGAUGACCCGCGAGCAGUCUGUCAAUGAUGCGUACCGUCAACGGUACUUCCAGGAUCACCUCGAUGCCGUCGGGAAGUCCAUCACAGAAGACGGAUCGGUGAUUUCGGGAUACUUUGCUUGGUCUCUUAUGGAUAACCUGGAGUGGUCUGAUGGAUACGGGCCGCGCUUUGGUGUCACGUUCACGGAUUACAAGACACUGGCGAGGACCCCGAAGCAAUCGGCACUUCUUUUGAACAAUUUCAUCACAUCUAGGCAGUAAAGAGAUAGAUCCACAGUAUAUAACACGCUAUUGACACGUCCAAAGGAAAGUAGUGGCAUGAACCGGCUAAGAUCCAGAAUUAACUAGCAUAAUGAAUAAUGGUUGAGCUAGCAGUUGAAGAGA